CCCAGCUGCUAAACCCGCGACAAGGACAAACAGCUCAGAGUUGCCUCGCCUCGUCCAGCUUGAUCGCACUCGACGACCACACCACUCGCUCGCGCCGCCGGGGAUUGUUCUUGGAGAUCGAUCGGCCGAUUUGGUUUCCGUCGGCAUCGGGAGGGCGCUCCCUUCUUGUCUUGCCCACGCCGCAGGUUUCCGGCCGCGGAUCAAAAGUUCAAACAUGACGACGCUGUCGUCCGGCGUCCUCCUCAAGCUCCUGGACGGCAUGAAGACCGGCGCCUCCAAGCCCGUGGGCGAGCACCGGACGGCGGUGCUGCAGGUGACGGACAUCGUGCCGGCGGAGCUGGACGAGAAGGACCUGUUCCCCAAGCACGGCAAGUUCUACGUCAAGGUCUCCGACGCCUCGCACUCCAUCUAUGCCACGCUCCCGCUGGCGCAGGCCGACCUCGUCCUCUCCAACAAGCUCCACCUCGGCCAGUUCGUCCACGUCGACCGCCUCGACCCGGCCUCCCCCGUCCCCGUCAUCGUCGGCGCCAAGCCGCUCCCGGGCCGCCACCCGCUCGUCGUCGGCACGCCGGACCCCGGCGCCAAAGCCAAGCCCGCCGCGCCGCGCAGGGGGUCCUGGGGCCCCGAGCAGAACGCCAGCAUCAAGCCCACCACGCUCAACUUCGACGCCGAGAAGACGCCGGUCAAGGAGCGGCCGGCCUUGUCCGCGGCGACUCCUGUCAGGGAGCGUGUGGGCGCGGCGACUCCUGUCAGGGAGCGCGGGGUCGCCGCCACGCCUGCUAGGGAGCGCGUCACGGCUUCGCCGUCCCUGAGCUCUGCAUCGGUGAGGAAGAGCAGCAGCGUGGUGCCAAGACUGCUGACCAGGAGCAAGAGCUUCGUCGCAGACAGGGACCAGCAUCCCAAGAUCCCCAAGAGCCCAUUCCCCACGGAGAAGAGCUCCGUGAGCUGCACAACCUCGCGGGCGACGAGGAGAGUGGCGAAGGUGGAAGAGCCCUCCUCGCCUCCUUCCGAUGAUGAGCUCCGCAGCUCGGCGACGUCCUCCAAGAAGCGACCGUCGACGGCUGCUCGCGUGCCGGUGCCAGGGAAGCUCAGUUUACUUGGGAAGGACGCCAUUGAGCAGAGGGAGCAGGCGCAGAAGGCCGCUCUCGAGGCGCUGCGCAAUGCCUCUGCCACCGACAACGUAGUCAGGAUCUACAAGAUCUUCUCUGAGCUGAGCAAGACGGCGAGACCGGACACGCCGGCCUCCUGCUUCGACAGCUUUCUCAGCUUCCACCAGGAGGCCGUGCAGGCCGUCACCGACAUCGAGGCGAUCCAGGCGGCCACCUCGAUGGCCGCGGCCGUGGCGAGCGACGAGCUGCCCGAGGAUGCGCCGCCGGUCCUGCAGGAGAUAGCCCAGAACAGUGCGGUCGUGCGGCGGAGAGGCAUAGGCGGCGGUGGCGGCGUGUCCAAGUCCGUGUCGUUCGCGCCCGGCACGUUGGACCCGAGGCAGGAUGACGGCGGCGGCAAGACCGGCCGAAGCUCGAGUGCCAGCAGAAAGUGCCUCUCCAUGGACAAGAUCGGCGAGGACGGCGGCGACGAGAAGAGAUCGUCGUCUUCUUCUGCUCCUCCCUCUGCCACCACCACUGCCCACUCUGCUCUGGGCUCCUCGCUGAAGCUGGCGAAGCAGAUACAGGCCGAGGCGGGGAGCUGGUUCAUGGAGUUCUUGGAGGCCGCACUGGAGACCGGGCUCAAGAAGAGCAAGGCGUCGGCGACGGGGGACGGGCGGAAGCAGAACAGCUGCUGCUGCCCGCAGUCGCUGAUGCUGCGGGUGAUCAACUGGGUGGAGAUGGAGCAAAGCGGCGGCGACAGCAGCGGCAGGAGGCCCGCCCACCCCAGGGCGGCCGCCAUUGCACGGAAGCUCAGAAUAAAGGCAAAGAACCCUUGAUGCCCUGCUAACUAGUAAUCAGUGUUGCUCUGAUUCUUCUAGAACGGUAGCUGCUUGUGCUAGAAACUGUAGAAGGCAGCUGCCUCCAUUUUUUAGGAUUGUUUCAAGUGUUCUUGAAGUAGGAUGACCAGCUCUCAGCCGCAGAAACAAACGCCUACUCCUGCAGCAGGUGGCCAGGGGUUGUAUUCAAAGUACAGUAUUGAUUGUGCGUUCAUU
Molecule: messenger RNA, 2140 nt
Organism: Panicum hallii
Lineage: Eukaryota; Viridiplantae; Streptophyta; Magnoliopsida; Poales; Poaceae
Exons: 5
Coding region: 215-1924 (569 amino acids)
Source: RefSeq, a predicted model, not a curated record